CAGUUAAGAAAUCAGUUAGUUAUCUGCAGACUGACCACUUUGUAUACAUGUACUGUAUUGUUAUUGUUCCUUCAGACAUUCAUAUCCAAACAUGAUCAGUUAAAAACAGUGGUAACUAUGUUUCAACUGCCCCUCUAAUUCUGUCGUCCUAUGAACACAAAUUUGAAACACAGAGUCAUCAAGAAAUGCAGACAAUGAAACAAUUACACAAACAAGCCUCACCAGUUCCCCAUUUACGGGACGUUGAGAUGAACCCGUAUACAUAUUCCCCCAAAUCCCACGCCAAACAACCCAGAUCUCUCUUACAAAGAUUCAUCCACUACAUCUUUAAGGAACAGAGAUUCCUCUUCAUUCUUGUCGGCAUUCUCAUUGCUUCCACUUUCUUUAUAAUGCAGCCCACUCUUUCUCGUCUCACGCAUUCGGAUCCUCGUUUCCCAGUUGGUUUGGUGGAUCAUGAGUCGGUGAGUCGUUUUGGGGAGAUUGGGGUGAUGUCGGCGGCUGUGGGGAGGGUUCCGGUGGGGAUUGGCCGGAAGAGAUUGCGGAUUGUGGUGACGGGUGGGGCUGGAUUUGUGGGGAGUCAUUUGGUGGAUAAGUUGAUUGGGAGAGGUGAUGAGGUGAUUGUGAUUGAUAAUUUCUUUACUGGGAGGAAGGAUAAUGUGAUGCAUCAUUUUGGGAAUUCGAGGUUUGAGCUUAUUAGGCAUGAUGUCGUCGAGCCGAUUUUGUUGGAGGUGGAUCAGAUCUAUCAUUUGGCUUGUCCUGCGUCGCCUGUUCAUUACAAGUAUAACCCUGUCAAGACUAUUAAGACAAAUGUGAUGGGUACUUUAAACAUGUUGGGUCUUGCCAAGAGGAUUGGGGCUAGGUUUUUACUUACAAGUACGAGUGAAGUUUAUGGUGACCCGCUUGAGCACCCACAAAAGGAGACUUAUUGGGGAAAUGUGAAUCCGAUAGGUGUGAGGAGUUGCUAUGAUGAAGGGAAGCGGACAGCAGAGACCUUGACUAUGGAUUAUCAUAGAGGGGCAGAUGUUGAGGUGCGUAUUGCACGGAUAUUCAAUACAUAUGGUCCUCGCAUGUGCCUAGAUGAUGGUCGUGUUGUCAGCAAUUUUGUUGCACAGGCCAUUCGCAAGCAGCCAUUGACUGUUUAUGGAGAUGGGAAGCAAACAAGGAGCUUCCAAUAUGUAGCAGACUUGGUAAAUGGAUUGGUGGCACUGAUGGAAGGCGAACAUGUAGGGCCUUUUAACUUGGGGAAUCCUGGCGAGUUCACCAUGUUAGAGCUUGCUCAGGUUGUAAAAGAAGCAAUAGAUCCCAGUGCAGCCAUAGAAUUUAGAGAGAACACUGCGGAUGAUCCUCAUAAAAGAAAACCAGAUAUUAGCAAAGCAAAAGAUCUUCUAAACUGGGAACCAAAGGUUCCCUUAAGGGAAGGUCUACCACUUAUGGUGUCAGAUUUCCAGAAUCGCAUCCUGAAUGAAGAGGAAGGGAAAGGGCAGAAAUGAAGAUAAUUCGGAAAUGUGUACGUGUAGAGUGAAUAUCAUUUUUUUUAUUCAUUUUUAAUUUUUUAUGAUAUAUAUAUUGGUAUAUGUGAGUAGAAACAGUCUUCUUUCCUUAAUGGGGUACCAACUGCCCCAUUUUGCAUACAUUUUUUCUUCAAAGUUGUAAUGAACAAUUUUUUGGAAGUGAAUUUUGGAGCAAUGUUUAUAUCCAAUUGAAGUC
Molecule: messenger RNA, 1707 nt
Organism: Daucus carota subsp. sativus
Lineage: Eukaryota; Viridiplantae; Streptophyta; Magnoliopsida; Apiales; Apiaceae
Product: UDP-glucuronic acid decarboxylase 1
Exons: 7
Coding region: 186-1490 (434 amino acids)
Biological process (GO): D-xylose metabolic process
Cellular component (GO): cytoplasm
Molecular function (GO): NAD+ binding; UDP-glucuronate decarboxylase activity
Source: RefSeq, a predicted model, not a curated record